Molecule: messenger RNA, 240 nt
Organism: Daldinia decipiens
Lineage: Eukaryota; Fungi; Ascomycota; Sordariomycetes; Xylariales; Hypoxylaceae
Exons: 2
Coding region: 1-240 (79 amino acids)
Source: RefSeq, a predicted model, not a curated record
AUGCCGUCGUCAAAGGCAAUGCUAGCUACGGCGCUGGCCAAGGCAAAUACCGCCGUUCAACUCGACAAUACCCAAUCAUAUGCUUUCGCUCGAAAGUACUAUCAAGAAGCAUGUGCGCUUCUAUCACAACUCGUUCCUAGAGCGUCGAAUGAGGAAGACCGACGAAAGUUGAGAGCAAUUAGGCAAACCUACCUUCUUCGGAUAGAACAGUUGGAGAAUUCGAUACCCGAGGAGCCGUAG